AUGGCUUUUUCAGUGAAUGGGAAUGCACGCGCGAGGACGACUUCCUCAAGAGCUUCGGACUCUUCCCGCAACGAUGAUGCAGGCCUGGGAGACUAUUGCGAAUACCACGCCAAUGUCGACCCAAAGCCAAAGGACCCCAUCGAUCCCGAGAAGCGUGACAGAUCCGCGUCUUCAAGCGAUAGGAAGGAGAAGACAGUCAAUUCGGGAACAGAAUACGCUCGGCCUCGUACGGGACCUGGAAAUAUACAUUCCGGGCAUUCUUCUAUUGAUUUAACAAACGACUCGAUGAGAAAUGCAUCCAUCAGCAGCACCAAUUCUCGUACAAGCUCAGGCAAUCCCAACCCUAGCAAUUUGUCUAAGAACCAUAACAACAAGGCUUCUACCGAUAGCAUUGACUUUUUGGCGCCGAUCAAUUUCGACGACUUUCACAACAGUAUCCUCGACGAACCGAGCUUGAAUAAUUUUCCUUUGCCAGGCCAUGGAGGUGCUGGAUACGAUAAUAGGAAGAUAUUACCAAGACCGAACCAGUGGGCAACGCCGGAAACUAGCACGACGAGAACGACGAGGUCCAACUCUUUUCGGCGCCAAAGUGAUGUUACUCGCUUUCCCUCUCAAACAUCAUCAAUAAAUACAUCAAUGCUACCCCCUCCGGCACCUUCCUCGAGGGCUCGUCGUCAAAGCCAUGUUCCGCCACCAUCGUCUGCAUCUAUCUCAACUCGGGCCCCAAGGAAAUCUGUCGGACCCGGAACCCUCACAUUGAAUACCUCCGGGACUUCUAUGAUAAAGAGACGGCCUAGUUUGUCAAUGCGCAAGCCCAGCGUAGACAGCACCAACCCCGAGUUGCGCUAUCGUCUCCGGAAAGCCAGCAAUAAUGACCUUGAAAUCGCCGACGAUGUCAAGUCUGUUACUGCUUCUAGAUCUCUCAAGGCAAAAUCUCUACAACCACCGCCGAGAGACUAUCUUGCGCAAGAUAAUUUUUUGAUGCCAACGGCUGGUGACAGAUCCUCUUCAACAAACGGCCUCCUAACUCCCAUGAAAAGCGCUGCAGGCGACGCAAAUACGCCUUCAUCCGCCAGUAAACGAAUGUCAACCAUGCCUCAUGCCACUGGUCUAGGCGCACGUACAAUUAGUCCCACGGAUGCGCGAAGGAUGAAGCGCAUGUCAAUGAUGCCCCCAGCUCCGCCUGUGCCCAUCACACCUCCCACUUCUCAGACUUUGCCAACCGAGACACUGACCUUACGACCGCGAUCCUCGCAGUCGCCCUCCAUGAUCCCGAGAAAGAGCGUGACGCCUUCGUCAUCUCGAACGACUCCAGAUCCAAGUCGCAAGUCGUAUAGCUCAGGUAUAUCACUGUCAUCCAAUACAAGCUACAAUUCUGCUCGCAAUUCCAGUGGCUCCCUGCAACCACGGUUGUCUCAAACGUUUUCCUCUUCGCGGCUUCCUACGCCGAAACCACGCAUGGAAUCAUUGAACAACGGAAAUGAGGAAGAAGUACCCCCAGUGCCGGCUAUUCCCAAAGCAUAUGAAUCGCCAAAGACAGAAUCUGAGCUCAUGUUUCCGACAAAUCUUCGCAAAACUAGUCUGCCACUAGACAUUGACUCGACACGUGGCUCAGUGUCUAGUCGACUAUCUGCAACUGCCCAAGAAAACUUUGCUCCUCCUGUGCCCUGGACAAUGGGGUCUAAGACCCCUGACAUGAAAGGAAAGCAAGCAGCUUUGGGACGAAAAAGCUUGCAGCCCCUGAAACUUCCACCAUUGAAUCUGUUGCCACUCAGCACGCCCAUGGCUGCAAAGAUUGACGCUUUGAAAGAUUCUUCUGCCGCCCUCAACCAGCCACAUCCGUCUACACCGCCGCCUCGUACAAAUGUUCCCAAGACACCGAGCACCCCGAUGACAGCUUCUAAAGCUUCUUUCUUCACGAACGACGAAGAUGAGGGGGACAGAGUGCAGCUCCCACGUAGCAACACCUCGCACUUCCUAGUCAGCACAUCGAAUUCUUCCGGUUAUAGAGCUCCAAGCAGCUCCAGUGCUGUUGUACCGUUGGAAAUGCCUUCGGUAAACCGGAAUAUAUCUCCGUACAUAUCCUCCUCGCUGCCUAAAAGUAACAGUGAUUUCAAUUUCAUGCGCCAAAAACUCAGUGGAGAGUAUUCAAACCCUCAAUUAAGCGCGAAACUGAUGGGCCCCCGGCCUCAGACCCAGUCAUCGGCUUUUUCAUCGAACACAGAAGCAGGUAGUCGCCUCUCAAGUACGCCGGAUGCUGACAGGAGUAGUGUUGCAUCGAAGAGCAAAUUGCCUUCCACUCUCAGACAUAGCGUAUCCAAACCUAUCUUAUCGUCUGAUACGAAAGUCAGCGCAGCUAAAUAUGAUAGCAUGCCACCACCUCGGCUUCCUGCAUCCGCUACAUGGAACGCGUUGUCUUCGGUUGCUCCCCGUACAAAUAGUCCAAACUCGAAAUCCUCCUAUUUGUCCAACCGCCGCAAGUCUUCUUUGUCUAGUUUGAACGGGAAGCAGCUGGGCGUCAGCAAUGAGCAAAAUAACACAUUUACUUUGCCUAGUCCAGUGGCAGCUGAGCCUGGGGAUACGGAUGCAACUAGUAGCCAUCGUUCGGCAUCUUCAAUUCUAUCACCCGUGCAUAAAAUAAUACACUCCGCUAAAUCCAAUGUUGGAGUAAAAUCUCGAUCUACAGACUCCAGUGUUGACUCUGCUGAGGCUGCGGCUGACGAAGAGAUGCGCAAGCUUGGGAGCAAGAGGAAAGACUUCGAAAUUGCGGCGAAAGAAUUGGAUGAGCUACGUCGCAGAGCUAGCGCAAAGGAGCGUGUUAGUCCAGCACAAGCGCUGAAGAUGGCCACCCUCAAUAUAUUCGAACGAGGUGAAAUCAUUGAUUUCAAAGACAUCUAUUUCUGCGGCACGCAAAAGGCGAAGAAACAUGUGGGCGAUCUGAAAUCUUCGUCUGCCAACUUUGGCUAUGACGAUGACCGGGGCGAUUACCAAAUUGUCAUUGGCGAUCACCUCGCAUACCGGUAUGAGGUGGUGGAUGUUCUUGGAAAGGGUAGCUUCGGUCAAGUUGUCCGAUGUGUCGACCACAAGACAGGCCAACUCGUAGCCGUGAAGAUCAUUCGCAACAAGAAGAGGUUCCAUCAGCAGGCCUUGGUUGAAGUCAAUAUCUUGCAGAAGCUUAAGGAAUGGGACCCCGAUCGAAAGUAUAGCGUUGUAAAGUUCACACAGAGUUUUUACUUCCGAGGACAUCUUUGCAUCUCUACCGAACUUCUUGGGAUGAAUUUGUACGAGUUUAUCAAAGCGCAUAGCUUCAAAGGAUUCUCCUUGAAGCUCGUACUCAUCCACUGCGAUCUAAAGCCGGAGAAUGUCCUGAUUGCGCACCCCUUGCGGUCGGAGAUCAAAGUCAUCGACUUUGGGUCAAGUUGUUUCGAGAAUGAGAAAGUCUACACAUACAUUCAAAGCCGUUUCUACCGUUCUCCUGAAGUCAUCUUGGGCAUGUCCUAUGGAAUGGCUAUUGACAUGUGGAGCUUGGGGUGCAUUCUUGCCGAACUGUUUACCGGAUACCCCAUAUUUCCUGGAGAGAACGAGCAAGAGCAACUGGCCUGUAUUAUGGAGGUGUUUGGUCCACCAGAAAAACAUUUGAUCGAUAAAAGUACACGCAGAAAACUAUUUUUCGACUCCUUGGGCAAACCUCGAUUGACUGUCUCUUCCAAAGGUCGCAGGCGACGGCCAAGUUCAAAGGAUCUUCGACAAGUAUUAAAAUGUGACGACGAGGCUUUCUUGGAUUUCGUUAGCCGUUGUCUUAGAUGGGAUCCUGCACGACGAAUGAAUCCAAAUGAUGCCUUGAACCACGAAUUUAUUACAGGAAUCAAGCCCACCACUCGCCCACGCGCAUACUUAUCCAGCAGCAAUCUCUCUUCUAAGCGAUUGACAACCAACGGUGUUCUUCCAGCAGCAAGGCCACUACCGGAGCCUCCUAGUAAGACUGGAUUGACAGCCAACAAGACCACGAGCAGCUCUCCUGUCAAGCCCUCUUCAAGGCGAAUAUCGAGUGUCAACAGUCUUCAGGCUGCUACAAACAAGCGCAUUUCCAACAGUGGAGCCUUGAACAACAAUACCACCAGCUCGUCAUUGCCACGCAGAAACCCCGGUGGAAAUCUAGCUGCUGCGGCGGCAGCAACGAGCUUGGCAGGCAAAUGA
Molecule: messenger RNA, 4197 nt
Organism: Talaromyces atroroseus
Lineage: Eukaryota; Fungi; Ascomycota; Eurotiomycetes; Eurotiales; Trichocomaceae
Exons: 5
Coding region: 1-4197 (1398 amino acids)
Biological process (GO): peptidyl-serine phosphorylation; peptidyl-threonine phosphorylation
Molecular function (GO): ATP binding; protein serine/threonine kinase activity; protein serine/threonine/tyrosine kinase activity
Source: RefSeq, a predicted model, not a curated record